Molecule: messenger RNA, 3972 nt
Organism: Calypte anna (Anna's hummingbird)
Lineage: Eukaryota; Metazoa; Chordata; Aves; Apodiformes; Trochilidae
Gene: CLIC6
Product: chloride intracellular channel 6
Exons: 6
Coding region: 1-2262 (753 amino acids)
Source: RefSeq, a predicted model, not a curated record
AUGUCGGAGAGCCCGGGGCAGCCCGGCGCCCCGCCGUCGGAGGGGAGCGACCUCCCGCGGGAAGGAGGCGAUGAGAAAGCGGCGGCGGCGGGAGAGCCGCAGCCCGGGAUGUCCCCCGAGGCGGCGGCGGAGCCCCCAGACGGGCCAUCCCCCGACGAGGCGCCGCAGCUGAGCGGGAAGGCGGCGGCUGGGCAGGAGUCGGCCGCCACGGUGGCCGUGCCCCCCGGGGGAAGCGGCGGGACGGGGAGCGGCUCCUCCGAGGAGACGGCGGAGACCCCGGGAGGGAAGGGCACGGGACAGCAGGCUCCGGCGGGGGCUGAGCAGCGAGACGCCGACGGGGACGGCCCCGCGGGCGAGGGUCUGUCGGGAGGGCAGCCGGAGGCGGCCGCGGAGGUGGACGCGCCUCAGGGUUCCGCGCCGGUGAGGGCAGACCCGGAGGACGCGACCGUGGCCCCAGCGGGGUCAGGGUCUGAAGAGGCAGCCCCGUCAGGGACAAAGCCUGAGGACGCGGCCAUGUCCCCGACGAGGACAGAGCCUGAAGAGGUAGAGACGGCCCCGGCGGGGACAGACCCUAAGGAGACGGUGAGGGAGGGAGUCUCAGAGGGGACAGAUCCCGAAGAGGCGGCGGAGACGUCCCCAUCAGGGACAGAACCCGAGGAGGCGACUGCGACAGUCCCGAACGAGAGAGAACCCGAGGAGAGGAAGGCGACAGUCCCGGAGGAGAGAGACCCCGAGGAGACGAAGGAGACAGUCGCGGAGGAGAGAGACCCCGAGGAGACGACAGCUAAUGUCCCGGAGGAGAGAAACCCCGAUGAAGCUUUAAGAGAGGAAGCCCCAUCGGGGCCAGACCUUGAAGAGGCAGAGCCGACAGACCCGGAGGAGAGAGCCCCCGAAGAGGAGGUGAGGGAGCCAGAACCGGAGGGGACAGAGCUCAAAGAAGCUGCGGUGACAGCCCCGGAAGAAAAAGCCCCCGAAGAGGCGGUGAGGGAGCCAGAACCGGAGGGGACAGAGCCCAAGGAAUCUGCGGUGACAGCCCCGGAGGAAAAAGCCCCCGAAGAGGCCGUGAGGGAGCCAGCUCCAGCGGGGACAGAGCCCAAGGAAGCUGCGGUGGCAGCCCCAGUGGGGAGAGACCCCGAGGAUGCGGUAAGGGAGGCAGCUCCAGAAGGGAACGUCUCAGAGGAGGCGGCGGCCCUUGUGGGGAGCGAAGUGGCUCCCGAGAGCCGCGGGGAAGCUGAGGCGGCGGUGCCGGCCGGAGGGGAAGCAGACGACGGACGCCGGUCGCCGGUCGGUUCCGACGGUGAGGACGGAGCGGAGACACCGGGGGCUGAGCGGGGAGACCGUGCCUCGGCGGUGGCAGAAGUGGGGAGCGCGGCCCCGGGGGUAGGGGAAGGAGGAGCGGAGGGGCAGCGCAGCCCGUCCCCGGUCCCCGAGGGCAGCGAGUGGGAUGAGGCGGGUCGGAGCUUGAACGGCGUGCAGCUGCGAGCAGAGGACGAGGAGGAUGAGACAGUCUCGCCGGCCGCCCUGGAGGUGGAAGACGAAGAGAAGCAGGAACAUGACAUCUCCCUUUUCGUCAAGGCUGGCAGUGAUGGGGAAAGUAUUGGAAAUUGCCCGUUCUCUCAACGUCUCUUUAUGAUUCUGUGGCUAAAAGGUGUCAUAUUUAAUGUCACAACUGUGGAUCUAAAAAGAAAGCCUGCUGACCUGCAGAACCUCGCCCCAGGAACAAACCCUCCCUUCAUGACAUUUGAUGGUGAAGUGAAAACUGAUGUCAAUAAGAUUGAGGAAUUCUUGGAAGAAAAGCUGGCACCUCCCAGGUAUCCCAAACUUGCACCAAACCACCCUGAGUCUAACUCUGCAGGAAACGAUGUGUUUGCAAAAUUCUCUGCAUUCAUAAAGAACCCAAGAAAAGAUGCUAAUGAAAAUCUGGAAAAAUCUUUGCUUAAAGCCCUGAGGAAGCUGGACAACUAUUUAAAUAGCCCCUUGCCUGAUGAAAUAGAUGCUUACAGCACUGAGGAGAUCACUGUUUCCAGCCGGAAAUUCCUGGAUGGAGAUGAGCUCACCUUAGCUGAUUGUAACCUCCUACCAAAGCUCCAUAUAAUCAAGGUUGUUGCAAAAAAAUACAGAAAUUUUGAUUUUCCACCUGAAAUGACAGGGAUUUCAAGAUACUUGAACAAUGCAUAUGCAAGAGAUGAAUUUACAAACACUUGUCCCGCUGAUCGAGAAAUUGAGUAUGCCUAUUUGGAUGUUGCAAAAAGAAUGAAGUAAAUAGAAGAUGAUGCUUCUUUAUUGCUUCUGGGAUUUAGAUGGGCACCAGCCAAGAUGGGAAAAAAAGCCAGCAUACACUGCAGUGUAAUUUACAGUUCUGCUAUUGGCCAAGCCUUCUUUUAUAAUCAUUGUAUAGCAUUACUUGCUCGUUCUUAAAUUAAGUAUGUGCAUGUUUGUGUGUCUGUACAGAUGUCUGCACACAUGAAUGUCUGUUGUGCAUUGCAAGUUAAAGGCAUCAGUCAAUAUUAAAGCAUUUGUUGAAGUUAGGGAAACACAACUAUAGCAAUAUUACAGACUAGUGACUUAGACUAAAUUAAUGAAUCCUGAGAAUAGCCCUGUUUCUAACAAACACACAUAUAUAACCUAUCGCUGCCUCUGAUCUCUGUUUCACAGUUGUUGCCAAAUGUCACAGUUACCGGGUGGGUUUCUGUUUGCUUCUCUGGAUGCCACCAGCUGGUGCCCAUGCAGUGCCCUGGUUAACUCACGAGAGAAGUCAGAUUGUAGGUGGGACAAUACCUGGUGUCCCAGAAGCCUUCUCCUCCAUGCUAGAGACCUGCAGGCAGGUCAACAAAGAACACAUCCUUUUCACAUUGUGUGAGUCUUCUUUGAAAUUAAAAAUAAAUUCCUGCCUUCUCCUCUUUCAGGGCUGCAUAACCCAUCAAACUUCUCUCCUGUUGCUCCCAAAAAGUGCAGCACAGGCUGUCCCAUGGACUGUCUGGUGAUAAAUCUUUAACAAAGGAGGAGGGAGAGACUUGGUUGUCACUGUAAACAGAAGAAAUGUGUGAUGUAGAUGGGUGAUCCUACUGAUGUAAGAUCUGUCUUUGUCAUCCUUCCAUAACUCUGACUUGGUUUUGGAAAGCAUAGAGGAGGAGAGGUUUUAAGAAAGAAAGAGUCCUUCUGUAUUUCCUUUUUCUAGUUGAGCUCCAGCAUACUGGCUUUUCCAGGGAAAAUCUUCAGACUUCAUUGCUGAGAACUUCACAGCUGAUCAGACAGAUAUUUAUGAGGAACAAGGCACAUCUACCUCCUGCCUUAGAUCGGAGCUGGAUUAGAUGAAUCCCUCCAGCCUUGCACGAGUCUGUGUUCAAGGCAUCCAGUGCUGGUGAGAAUCACCCUGUAGGCUGACCUCCAGGAGCACACUAUUAGAGGUGUAUGGACCCUGAAAAGUGAUGUCCACAGCUGCUUUCUGCUGAGCAGGCCCUCAGCAAGCACAUAGAAGUAGAUGGUGCAAUGCUUUAGUCAUAGGACCACCUGGAGGUUUCCUUUUGAUGGAUUUUGCCUGUGUGUAAAAAAUAGAUGUGAAAAUGGCUAAAAAAUAGCCUUUGUAGCACCUAGACCCUCAAAAAGACUAUUGCAGACUAGUUGGUAGUCCUUGCCCACAUCAGACAUGUGCUUGGUUUCUAAUAAAGCGCUAUGUAAAGGUAACAAUUGGCAUCAGAUGGAUUGUGUCUGCAGUGUCUUCAUCUUACAGUCUGCACAGUUCUGAUGCAAAUGCACUAUCAUCACAAUUAUUUGUAAGCAUUGUUCAGUAUGCAUUCUUAGUUUGCCUUUAGAGAAAACAGACACAGUACCUUUCCCCUCCCACCCUCAAUUGCGAACUCAUGUUGGGGUUGAUAGCUGAGCAGUCACUCAUCACAUAAUACUAACUGUUACUUUGUGUUUUCAAAUACAAACAUAUAUAUAAAAAUAUAUAAAAAAUGAAAUCUGUAUACU